Messenger RNA from Zootoca vivipara (common lizard), 3179 nucleotides. RefSeq names its product 3-hydroxyacyl-CoA dehydratase 1 (gene HACD1). Gene Ontology annotation, biological process: very long-chain fatty acid biosynthetic process; fatty acid elongation; sphingolipid biosynthetic process. Gene Ontology annotation, molecular function: 3-hydroxyacyl-CoA dehydratase activity. The record is from RefSeq and is a predicted model, not a curated record. Gene Ontology annotation, cellular component: endoplasmic reticulum membrane. NCBI's taxonomy places the organism in Eukaryota, Metazoa, Chordata, Lepidosauria, Squamata, Lacertidae.
CUGCGGGGAGGGAAAGCAUGGCGUCCAGCGAAGAGGACGGCGGAGCCGGCAACGGUUCGCUGGAGGAGAAGGAGAGCGGCAAGGCGGCCGCCCCUCGGCGCCGCGGCUCCGUAACCACCGCCUGGCUCAUCUUCUACAACAUCACCAUGACGGCGGGGUGGCUGGUUUUGGCUAUUGCCAUGGUGCGGUUUUACAUGGAAAAAGGAACACACAAAGGCUUAUACAAAAACAUUCAAAAGACACUUAAAUUUUUCCAGACUUUUGCUUUGCUUGAGAUAAUCCACUGUGCAGUUGGAGUAGUGCACACUUCUAUGCUUGUGACUGGGGUCCAAGUGAGUUCCAGAAUCUUCAUGGUGUGGUUUAUUACACAUAGUGUAAAGCAGAUCCAGAAUGAGGACAGCGUUAUUCUUUUUCUGGUCGUAUGGACUGUGACAGAGAUUACUCGAUAUUCCUUCUACACAUUCAAUAUGCUCAACCACAUGCCAUACUUCAUAAAAUGGGCCAGGUACAAUUUUUUCAUCAUCUUAUAUCCCGCGGGAGUCAUCGGUGAGCUUUUAACCAUUUAUGCUGCCUUACCUUACGUGAAGAGAUCGGGGAUGUUUUCAGUGAGGCUUCCCAACAAGUAUAAUGUCUCUUUUGACUACUACUAUUUCCUUCUCAUCGUCAUGGCGUCCUACAUACCACUGUUUCCACAACUGUACUUCCACAUGCUUCGUCAAAGAAGAAAAGUGCUUCACGGCGAAGUGUUUGUAGAAAAGGACGAUUAAAAACAAGCCCUUUUUAACCAUGGUGCUUUUUCAGAGUAACAAACCAAAAUCCAGAACGUGUUGCACGAGUCCAAGUGUGAAAUCAUGGAACAAAAAUAACCAGUGCACAAAACCAACAUAGAUCAUAUUAUUUAGUAACGCUAAUAUUUUUCGGACUUCACUAUUUCAAGUCUGCAUUAAUUUUUGGUACUGUCUCCACCCCCACUCAUCAGUUUUAGGAGCCUUUUCAUAUGUUCAAAGCAUUGCAUGUACUUGGAGGGGGUUCCUUUCUUCUGCGGAAGGCUCCUAGCCAUUAGGAGAGCUUUUCAGGGGAAUGCAGGAAUGCUGUUGGGAGGGGAGCUGUAGAAAACCACACACAUCCCAUGGGAGCCUGGCCUGUGUCUUCCUUUAAAACACAAUUCAAAGUGUUGGUGCUGACCUUUAAAGCCCUAAACGGCCUUGAUCCUAUAUACCUGAAGGAGCGUCUCCACCCCCAUUGUUCAGCCCAGACACUGAGGUCCAGCGCCGAGGGCCUUUUGGCGGUUGCCGCACUGUGAGAAGCAAAGCUACAAGGAACCAGGCAGAGGGCCUUCUUGGUAGUGGUGCCCGCCCUGUGGAACGCCCUUCCAUCGAAGUUCAGGGAGAUGAACAACUACCUGACAUUUAGAAAACACCUAAAAGCAGCCCUGUUUAGGGAAGUUUUUAAUUGUGAUAUUUUAAUGUAUUUUGGUAUUUGUUGGAAGCCACCUAGAGUGGCAGGGGAGACCCAGCCAGAUGGGCGGGGUAUAAAAUAAUAAAAAUAAUAAAAGGCCUAUCAGAUUUCCCGCCUGUUAAUAUCUUAUAAGGAGAAUUUGUUAUCUUUUACCUUUUAUCUGUGUACAUAUAAUAAAUUAGAAACUUAAGACCAUUUCAAUGGCUGCAAAAAAGAAACAAAACCUGAAUGGUUUUCAGAAGCAUCUUCUUGAAACUGAUGCCACGUGGGAUGUUCAUUGUAAAUGGAGAUGGGAAUGAGCUCAGUCUUAAAUGCUGCAAUAAUUUUUUUGUUAAGCUCCUGGAAGGCAGUUGUCCUAUUUAAAGGAAUUCACUACUUGAUACCUGCAAUAUGUUCUACACAAAAAGAUCAGAUCAAAAAUUCAGCUGUCCAGAUAAUUUAAGGACAAGAGGUGUUUUUGUUCAUUUUGAAAAAAUGUCUAUGUGCCAAAAUACAAUCAAAAAGAGAAAAGUGUAUUGAAAUUUGGUUGCCCUCUGCACGUUAGCAAUCUGUGAUACAUGAAAUUUUGGUUCACUUUGGUUUACACAACUGUUUAGCAGUUUGCUCAGUAGACAGGAUCCAAAGAACCACACAACUAAUAUACCCAUGGGACCUUUGGGCUUUUAUUUUUCUCUAUGUAAUAUAGAAAACCAGUUUUGAAACAGAAGGUUUUCUGCUCAAAAACUGGUGGGGGGUGGAGUCAAAUGAUUGCAUGUGCAUUAUGCAGAUCUUUAGAUCCCAACCUUUGUGCCUUAUUGUAAAAGAAUGUAAAAUCAUGAUAAAUAAAGCACAAGUAAAGGAAAUUCAGGGAAAGAAAAACAAUGGAUAUCUCCACCCAGCACCUGCAGUCUAGUCUCACACAUUCUGAAAUCUGACUCAAUGGUCAGGGGAUUCUACAGAGCACCUGACCUUGGGAAGCUGCCAAUAGGGGUGUGUGAACCCUUUCUGCUUUCUGCUUGUGCUAUAGGAUCUUUGGAUCCAAGCUGUGAUGUGAUUAUAGCUUGUGGUGAAAACUUUCUUCAAAUAUACUUGAGUUUAUGUGUCUAGUCCUUUCAAAUUGUGUAUUAGCAAGGUUUUAGCUGAGCAAGGUUCUUUACUGUACACUUUUUACUGUAAGUGCUUUUCCGGCAAUAUAACAAUUUUAUUUUGGGGGUGGGGCCUCUGCAAUUAAAAAACCCCACAAAGGUGCUCUAACAAUUUUUCAUGUUAUAUAAAGCUUUAAAAUAUAGUAUCACACAAAAUCAUUCAGCUGUGUUUAGAUUAAAGGGUUUCAAGUUGCAUCAAUUAUAUUUUUGCAGUUGCUGUUUAAGCCUGAUUUUUUUUCCUUUUAAAAACAUCAAACUAUUUCUUACAAAAUAUCCAGGCAGCUCUUUGGUACAUGUUUCUGAAUUAGUACGGAGAAGAACUAUGUGAGAAGAUCUACUAUUUUUUCAAUGGUUAAUACGGUUACCUUUUCUAGCAUUUUAACUUCUUAAUGCCUAAGUAUAUUAUGUGCCUCAUCCUGUAAUUCUAGCUGAUCGAAAUUGGAUUUUCUGCAGCUGUUCUUUAAGUAGAAAUAUUUGGUUCUCAUGUAUGCUGUUGUUAAACCUGAGGAUGUUGUCAUACAGUAAACAAGGAAAUAUUGUAGGUAUUUUUUUUACCAUUUUGUACAUCCAAUAUUAAAAUAAUACAAUUUCUUGCAA